GUGCGCCGAUCGUGCCCGGAGCGCCCCUAGAGCGGCGGAACCCCGGGACCAUGAGCAGCUCCGAGGAGGUGUCGUGGAUCUCGUGGUUCUGCGGCCUCCGCGGCAACGAGUUCUUCUGCGAGGUGGACGAGGAUUACAUCCAGGACAAAUUCAACCUGACGGGGCUCAACGAGCAGGUGCCCCAUUACCGCCAGGCCCUGGACAUGAUCCUGGACCUGGAGCCAGACGAGGAGCUGGAGGACAACCCCAACCAGAGCGACCUGAUCGAGCAGGCGGCCGAGAUGCUCUACGGGCUGAUCCACGCGCGGUACAUCCUCACCAACCGCGGCAUCGCCCAGAUGCUGGAGAAAUACCAGCAGGGAGAUUUCGGGUACUGCCCGCGGGUGUACUGUGAGAACCAGCCCAUGCUGCCCAUCGGGCUCUCGGACAUCCCCGAGUGUCCCCGUGCCAUCCCCGGCUGUGUCCGUGGCCCGCCCCGUUCCCAUGACAACGCCGCCAUUUUGUCCCGCCCCCGUUCCCAUGACAACGCCGCCAUUUUGUCCCGCCCCCGUUCCCAUGACAACCCCGCCAUUUUGUCCCGCCCUCAUUCCCAUGACAACCCCGCCAUUUUGUCCCGCCCCCGUUCCCAUGACAACGCCCACGCCGCCACUUCCGGCGCCGCCGUCAUGGCGAAGCUCCUCAGCUGCGUCCUGGGCCCGCGGCUCUACCGCGUCCACCGGCCCCGCUUGAGCGGAGCGGCCGGAGGGGCCGCGGCGGGGCCGGAGGGCGCGGGCGGUGAGCGGGGGGAGCCGGCCUGGGACUCCUAUUACCAACCGCGGGGGCUGGAGAAGCACACGGACAGUGUCCUGGCGCUGGCCUCGGUGCUUUGGUCCAUCUCGUACUACGCCUCCCCCCUGGCCGUGUUCUACCUGUACCGGAAAGGCCUGCUCACCAUGUCCCGCGUGGUGCCCCUUUCCCACUGCGCCGCCACCCUGGGGCUGCUGCUGGCGGGCGUGGCCUGCCUGAGAGGGCUGGGCCGCUGGAGCAACCCCCAGUACCUGGAGUUCAUCGCGGUGCUGGAGGAGAGCCACCGCUCGGGCACCCCCGAGAGCAAGCGCAAACUCGGCCUCUACACCUUCGACUUCCGCAGCUGGCCCGUGGAUUUCCGCUGGGACAGCGCCGGGCCCGCCUGGUCUGAGCCCCAAAACCCCCCCGGGACCCCCAAAACCUUCCCUGGGACCCCCAAAACCUUCCCUGGGACCCCCAAAAACCUCCCUGGGACCCCUAGAAACCUCCCUGGGAACCCCAGAAACUUCCCUGGGACCCCCAGAAACCUCCCUGGGACCCCCAACCCCCCCCCGGGAUCCCCAAAACCCACCCCCCCCCCGACCCCCAAAUUUCGUUGCAGGGGCGGGGCCCGGGCGGUGCCGCUGCUCCAGACCCCCCCCAAGCCCCGGGGGGGCUCCCGGGGGCUCCUGGGGGCGCUCCGGAAACUUCCGUGUGCCCUGGCCAGGUUUCUCCUGGCCCACACCCUGGGCCGCCGGAUGCUGUUCCCGGGCUCGGUGCGGCUGCUGCAGAGAGCUCUGCUGCCAGCCCUGCUGCAGGGCCAGGCCCGCCUGGUGGAGCAG
Molecule: messenger RNA, 1607 nt
Organism: Sturnus vulgaris (Common starling)
Lineage: Eukaryota; Metazoa; Chordata; Aves; Passeriformes; Sturnidae
Source: RefSeq, a predicted model, not a curated record